Messenger RNA from Setaria italica (foxtail millet), 1212 nucleotides. Its product is annotated as disease resistance protein RGA2-like. The coding region runs from base 1 to 1212 and encodes 403 amino acids. The transcript is spliced from 4 exons. Lineage: Eukaryota; Viridiplantae; Streptophyta; Magnoliopsida; Poales; Poaceae. The record is from RefSeq and is a predicted model, not a curated record.
AUGCCUCCUUGUGGGCGCACCGACCGGGACAGAGACCACGGCGGCGGCGGAGACCCUGGUGGUGGCGGGGCGACCUUGCGAGCGGUGGCGGAGCGAAUCAGGAGCAAAUCGUACUUGAUUGUAAUUGAUGAUGUGAUUCAAGACAGAUGGCAGGUCAUCAAAUGUGCAUUCCCUGAUGACAACAAAGGGAGCCGGCUCCAGGGCAUACACAAGCUGUUCCAGCUCAAGUACCUGGGGCUUGGAGGAGGGGUACCUGCGCUCCCGAAACAGAUUGAGGAACUGGAGAAUUUGGAGACCCUGGAUAUAAGGCCGACGAGGGUCCGGCAAUUGGCGGUGGAUGAUGGUGAUUUCCAGAGGCUGGCGCAUCUCCUGGUGACAGGCGUCGAGCUGCCGAGCGGCGUGGGCAAGAUGAAGAACCUGCAGGAACUGUCGAUGGUGGACGUAAGCAAGAGCAACGCAGCAGCAGUUGAGGAACUCGGCGAGCUGCUGAAGCUAAGGAUCCUUGGGCUCAAGUGGAGCCUAAAGAAGGGUGACAAGGACUGCGCAGCUUGCGAGCAGAACCUGGUCGAUGCUCUGAACAAGCUCACGCUUCAGCAUCUGUGCCUCGAUGCUGACAAGGACUGCUCCCUCGAUUUCCUGGUGGAGUCCUGGUGCCCGUCAUCGAAACUUCGGGAGUUCAAGCUGGCCUGCUCACACUACUACUUCCCCCAUGUCCCGAAGACGAUGGCGAGAGCAGAACUCCCCAGGCUCACCUACUUGGAGAUUGGGAUGGCCACGGUAAGCAACGAGGAUUUGGACAUCCUCGGGGGCCUACGUGCCCUGAUCAUCCUCAAGCUACGUUCCGGAGACAGCGACAAGCAAAGGGUCGUCAUCGGUGGCCAAGCUGGGUUCCCGCUCCUGGAGCUGUUCUGGUUAGAGCGCCGUGACGGAGCCAUCACCGUCACCGGCCUGUCAUUCAAGGAGAGGGCCAUGCCGAAGCUCCGGAAGCUCCGUCUCCGGUGCAAGUACAACGCGUUGGGACUGGGAGCUGCACUUGCAGGUCCGGAGCUUGGCCUCGGAAACCUCGGCAGCCUGAAGCAGGUCCAUGUCAAGAUGGACCUCGAGGGCGUUGCGGAUCCAGAAGUGGAGGCCGCCGUGGCUGCCGUCACAAAAGCAGCCAACGUGCCUUCCAAAUGCAGGCUGGAGAUCAGCAGGCUUCCACUCUCGUUCUAG